GUACAGUACAUCUAAAUCUGAGUACGGUACAUAUUGUCGACGAUACUGUCCAUCCGUCUAUGUAUGUAUGCCACUUCUAUAGUUGCAAUCACGUGCCCUGCAACAGUCGAAGCAAAGUUCAAUGACUUGACAAAUACACGUGAAUGGGAUAAGAUAUCCAUAUCAUUUCUAGCCAUAAACACAACAAACAUGUGAUGCAUGCAGCUUAUAACCCUCCUUGAGCUGCAGGAGAUUUUUUUUUUUUUUUUUUUUUUUAACGACCCCUUCGAACACGGCAUGACUCCCUCGACCUGCCAGUCACAUGGCUUGCUGCCACAAAAGCCGGCCGGUUGCAUCAGAAAUAUGUGUGAUGCCGAGUGAGCUAAAUUUAGCACCGCUGUGGUUUUUUUUUCCCCUUGAAAACUCCCAAACUCUUUCGAUUGACUUGAAGCGUUUCCCUUUCGGACUACCUCCGAAAAAUCUCGUCCAUGCUGGCACCUCGGCAUCAAAGCUUUGUUUUAAGAAGCUUCUGAGGUGUCACAUUCCUGCACCCCCAGAGCAGGUGAAAACAUUUUUGGGCCUGUAUGCAAAUGAGAGCCUUCCUCCUCCAGGAAAAGCGAUCCGAUUGGUGCUGCGGGCGGCUGGCGUCCUUUAAAUAGCCCACAUGGAGAUUGCCUAUCAAUGAAGUAGUAAAAGAGGGGGAACGGCUGAGGUCCGAGAGGGGCGGAGAAGGCUUUGAGAGAGCUUUUGUGGAGCGGGGUUCCCCAUCUUUUCAUUACUGAAUUCCAAACAAAGGCGACCAACAUGAAAUUCAUCAUUGGCAUUGGAGGAGUGACCAACGGUGGCAAGACCACCCUGACUAACAGACUGCUCAGGACGUUGCCCAACUGCUGCGUGGUGCACCAGGAUGACUUUUUCAAGAAACCCGAUCAAAUAGAAGUCGGGGAGGACGGCUUUAGACAGUGGGAUGUCAUCUCGGCUCUGGACAUGGAGGCGAUGGUCGGCACAGUGAAAGGCUGGCAGGAGAACCCGGUCAAGUUUGCCCGCUCCCAUGGCGUCAGCCUGUCACCCGAAGCCGUGGAAUUCGGCUCGGACCAAAAAGGGAUCCAUAUUCUCAUCGUGGAGGGCUUCCUCAUCUACAACUACAAGCCUCUCAUCGACGUGUACGACAGGUGCUUCUACAUUUCACUUCCUUAUGAGGAGUGCAAGACGAGGAGAAGUACAAGAACAUACACGGUCCCCGACCCUCCCGGUCUGUUCGACGGCCAUGUCUGGCCCAUGUAUCUGAAGCACCGUAAACAAAUGGAGAGCCAGUGUGACAGAAUAGAGUACCUCGAUGGAAUGAUGUCAAAAGAUGACAUCUACUCUGUCGUGUUUGAGAGCAUCCAGAACACCCUCCUCAACAACUCAUAGGAUGGUGGCCGGGAGGAACUUGUGUAUAGAUAAUGUAAAUAACAACGACCAUUUUGAUGACAUAUACGCCUUAUAGAAUGUGUAAAUAGUGGUGCCAAGCCGCACACAUCUGUCUUUUAUAUCACUCUGUCUGGAAAAGAAAAAGAUAAGCCGCCCUGCUUCGGCACGGGUCGAAUGAACAUACAUGUACAUGUUGCUGUACACGUUUGUCAAACUGAAAACACAUAAAGUCAACAAAGCACUCCAA
Molecule: messenger RNA, 1639 nt
Organism: Hippocampus comes (tiger tail seahorse)
Lineage: Eukaryota; Metazoa; Chordata; Actinopteri; Syngnathiformes; Syngnathidae
Product: nicotinamide riboside kinase 2-like
Exons: 8
Coding region: 784-1392 (202 amino acids)
Source: RefSeq, a predicted model, not a curated record